AUGUAUCAUGGGCGAACUACUGGUAAAGGGCCCUCCACUUCCUCGCAGAUUUACCAGCAACCUCCGAGGCUUCUCAUUGUGCAUAUCUCUCUACCAUCCUGGGCUGACAUCUGCUCCAACCUCUGUGAGGCUAUGCAGAACUUCUUCUCUCUAGCCUGCAGCUUGAUGGGCCCCAGCCGCAUGUCCCUUUUCAGCUUAUACAUGGUGCAAAAUCAACACGAGUGCAUCCUCCCAUUUGUGCAAGUGAAAGGGAAUUUUGCCAGGCUGCAGACCUGCAUCUCAGAGAUCCGCACAUUGCAGAGAGAAGGUUGUUUCAGACCACAAGGUACUUCUCUGCAGCUGGCCGUAGAAGAUGGGCUCCAGCAGUUCAAACAGUACAGCAGACAUGUGACCACAGGCGCAGCUCUGACCUACACUUCCCUGGAGAUUACUAUUCUGACUUCGCAGCCUGGGAAAGAGGUGGUCAAACAAUUGGAGAAAGGAUUAAAAGAUACAGACCUAGUCAGGGUCAGGAGGCUUCAGGUGGUUGAGAUCACGAAGGAAGCCCUAGAAUGUACGGACUCAGCAUCCCCUAUUGAAGAGUCCAGCAAUGAUGAAAGCUCUUUCCUGGGAAUUGACAUUGACCUUCAGACUAUAGACAAUGAUGUUGUCAGCAUGGAGGUUUUCUUCAAAGCCUGGCUACAUAACAGUGGAACAGACCAAGAACAUAUUCAUCUUCUUCUUCCUUCACAGUCUUUCAGCAACAUUUCCAGAGCCAGAGAUAAGCCAAUGUGCCUGAAAUGUGAUCUCCAAGAGCGGCUUCUCAGCCCUUCCCUUUUGCCUGGCACAGCUGAUGGCUCCCUGAAAAUGGAUGACCCCAAAGGAGACUUCAGCACACUCUACCAGAUGGCUUCCCAGUCAUCAGCCUCUUAUUAUAAGCUCCGGGUGAUCAAGGCUCUAAAAUCCAGUGGGAUCUGCGAGUCAAUAACGUAUGGACUCCCAUUCAUCCUUAGACCCACAAGCUGUUGGCAGCUGGACUGGGAUGAGCUGGAGACAAAUCAGCAGCAUUUCCAUGCUUUGUGUCACAGUCUGCUGAAAAGAGAAUGGCUGCUGUUGGCCAAAGGGGAGCCCCCGAGCCGAGGCCACAGCCCGAGAGGGGCUGCCACCACCUUCUAUGUGAUCAUGCCGUCCCGCUCCCCCACUCUGCUGGUGAAGGCAGUGGCCACGCGGGAACUGGUGCUGCCCAGCCCCUUCCCCCCGCUGCCGGAGGACCCGCCUGAGGACAGCCUGAGGAUUGUGGAGCACUUCCUAGACGGCCUGGAGCUAGAGCCCGCCUACAACCCCUUGCAGGUUUGGAGUCGCCUGUAUUCCUACCUGAGCAGCACCUUUGCCAAGCCCCAGGGCCGACUGCACCCGAGCUGGGAGAGCCGGGCCCUGAGAAAGGAUGUCGGACAAGUGCUUUCACAUAUAAUGUUCUCAUUUACUCCUCACAAGCCUGGGCAGUUGCAGACAAACCGAGUUCGAGCCACGGUGGCCCCUCUACCGAUGACGUCAGCCCCAGGCAGAGCCCCCAAGAUACCAGCGGCCAGCAAAGCCUCCGCAGAAGCCUUCCUGCAGCUUUCUGAGGAGGAAACGGAGGGAGAGGAGGAGGAGAAUCCCUCAGGGUUUAAGUAA
This is a messenger RNA of Pipistrellus nathusii (Nathusius's pipistrelle), 1653 nucleotides long. The record is from the annotation of a GenBank genome assembly. Lineage: Eukaryota; Metazoa; Chordata; Mammalia; Chiroptera; Vespertilionidae.